AGAAAAAGCGCAGUGAGUCCGGGAGGGGCGGCUAGAUCGGGACGCAUAAAUCCGUAGUUUGGAAAUGUCGGUUCGGUUUGCAGUGCAGCUGAAUGUUGGCAACGUAGCCAAGCUCUAUGUCCGUAUCUAAAUGCAGCCUUGUUAAGCUUAGAAUCGCCAUUGCUGACAGGACAAGAAAAGGAGAGGAGUUUGAAGUGCGCAUCGAACCAAAGGACAGUCCCAUGCAGGACACGCAGACUUGGGCGUGUUAGGUCACGGUUCUCUCGCUUUCCUCCUGGAUCCGGCAAAUCAAGCCUAAGCAGUCGCGACCAAACCCGCCCAGAUCCAUUUCUCUCUUGCCGCCUUUACACGUCUUCGUCGUGACUUUUAUUUCACGUUCACUCGUCGUCUAACACCCGGCAACACAAGUGAAACAUGUCCACCGCGGCGGACGAUGAGGAGAAGGACCUGCGUCCUCUGGAGUUCAUCCAGCUGCAGCAGUACAUGGAAUACAGCAGCAUGAAAGUAGAAGAUGUGAUGCAGGAGUUCGACUCGGACGGAAAGUUGUUUCAGUGUCGCCAGGGAGAACAAAUAACUGAGGAGGGCUUUGUUCAGUUCCUAAAGAUCUACCUGGAAGUGAAGGACAUCCCUGUGGACCUUUGUCAGCGUCUCUUCUACUCCUUCCAGAAAUGUGGCCAAAAUGGACAGAGCAGUGCUGCUCAAACCGCGAAAAGCACCGUCUUCCUUAAAGAUGUGUCAUGUUACUUCUCUCUGCUGGAAGAAGGACAACCUGCAGAAAAGCUGAAGUACACUUUCAAACUUUAUGACAAAGAUGGUAAUGGGGUUCUGGACAGCACAGAGGUGGAUCGGAUCAUCACGCAGAUGAUGAAGGCUGCGGAAUAUCUGGGCUGGGAUGUGACUGAGCUCAGACCGGUGCUAGAGGAAAUGUUGGCGGCAUUCGAUGUGGACAGCAGCGGUACUGUCUCCCUCCAGGAGUGGGUGCAGGGCGGAAUGAACAACACACCCCUCUUGGUGCUUCUUGGGCUUAAGGUGACCCAGAGAGACGGGCAACAUUUAUGGAGGAUGAAGAAUUUUAAGAGGCCUGUUUACUGCAACGUCUGCCAGAGCAUGCUGCUGGGGUUGUAUCGCCAGGGGCUAUGCUGCAUCUAUUGCAAGUACAUUGUCCACAGCCGCUGUGCCAACAAAAACCCUGCCCCCUGCAUCAACACCUAUGUCAAAUCCAAGCAAGACAUUGGGGUACUAGUGCAUUCCUGGGCCAGUGGGAACGACACAUCGGGUCGGUGUGAGAAGUGCCAGAACAAGAUAAAGAGCCUGAGCGGAAAGCACUGCGUGUGGUGCCGCGUCAUGCGUCACGAUGACUGUGCAUCUAAAGAGCCCUCUGAGUGCAGUUGUGGGCCAUUGAGGGAUCAUGUCCUGCCUCACUGGGCCAUAUACUCAGUGAUCAAGGAAAAUUCAAAGAUUACUGAUAUGCAGAACAGUAUGGCUGACGGGCAGGUGCUGCAGAUCAUGCCUGUUCCAGGCACUCACCCUCUACUGGUAUAUGUAAACCCCAAAAGUGGAGGUAAACAGGGUAAGAGGGUUCUGCGUAAAUUCCAGCACCUGCUGAACCCACGACAGGUGUUCAACCUGUGUAGUGGAGGACCGGGACCAGGACUUAAUUUUUUCAAGGACUUAAAGGACUACAGGAUCCUGGUGUGUGGAGGGGAUGGCACUGUUGGCUGGGUUCUAGAUGCUAUAGACAAAGCGAACCUCCCAGUAUGCCCUCCUGUGGCCGUGCUGCCCCUGGGCACAGGGAAUGACUUGGCACGCUGCCUUCGUUGGGGUGGAGGCUACGAUGGGAUGGAUCUGUCACUGAUUUUAAAGGAGAUCGAGGUGAGCUCCUGCAUUCUCAUGGAUCGCUGGAGCAUACAGGUGAUUCCAGAGGACAGCCAAGAAGAAGGGGACCAGGUGCCUUACGAGAUUAUCAACAAUUACUUCUCCAUUGGAGUGGAUGCGUCUAUCGCUCAUCGUUUCCAUGUGAUGAGAGAGAAACACCCACAGAAGUUUAAUAGCAGGAUAAAGAACAAGCUACGGUAUUUUGAGUUUGCCACCUCUGAGACCAUCUCCGCCUCCUGCAAGAAGCUGAAGGAGUGUCUUACAGUCGAGUGCUGUGGUACCACACUGGACCUGAGCAGCCGGUCCUUGGAAGGGAUAGCUGUUGUCAACAUUCCCAGCAUGCAUGGGGGCUCCAACUUGUGGGGGGAGCCCAAGAAGUCAGACAAAGACUUAGCAGGCCAGAAACCACAGGAAGUCGUCCUUGACCACAACGACCUGAAAUUCAGCUCACAAGAUCUCAGUGACAAGAGGCUGGAGGUGGUUGGCCUAGAGGGCGUAAUAGAAAUGGGCCAGAUCUACACUGGGCUGAAGAGUGCCGGGCACCGACUGGCCAAAACAUCACAGAUCACAAUAAGGACAAAUAAGCGGUUGCCCAUGCAGAUUGAUGGCGAACCCUGGCUACAGCCCCCCUGCACAAUCCAUAUCUCGCACAAGAACCAGGCAAACAUGCUGAUGGGACCAGCAUCUCGGUCUGCCUUCUUCACCCAUAAGUAGGACCCCCCAUCUCAGCCGAAGCUGCUCCUCGAUUUUCUUCCUUAAACACAAUGGCCGUUACAUUGUACGAUGCCUUAAUGUUUCAGAAUCUUCAACAUGUUUUCAUUAUCGCUAAAAUCUCAAGGAUCCGAACAGGUUUAGUAUGUGCAUUUGUCGUAAUUGAUUUCAAUCAAACUCAUUCUUAAAUGUUAUCAUAUUUUGAUGUUAUAUGUGAUGUAUUGCAUUAUAAAUAAAACAAAUGGUCUGUGUGUUGCAUUUGGAGUA
Brienomyrus brachyistius is the source of this 2853-nucleotide messenger RNA. It is a transcript of the gene dgkab, whose product is annotated as diacylglycerol kinase, alpha b. Gene Ontology annotation, biological process: lipid phosphorylation; diacylglycerol metabolic process; intracellular signal transduction. Gene Ontology annotation, molecular function: calcium ion binding; ATP-dependent diacylglycerol kinase activity. Gene Ontology annotation, cellular component: plasma membrane. The transcript is spliced from 24 exons. NCBI's taxonomy places the organism in Eukaryota, Metazoa, Chordata, Actinopteri, Osteoglossiformes, Mormyridae. Bases 415 to 2589 code for a protein of 724 amino acids. The record is from RefSeq and is a predicted model, not a curated record.